Silurus meridionalis is the source of this 1675-nucleotide messenger RNA. It is a transcript of the gene babam2, whose product is annotated as BRISC and BRCA1 A complex member 2. The record is from RefSeq and is a predicted model, not a curated record. Gene Ontology annotation, biological process: double-strand break repair. Lineage: Eukaryota; Metazoa; Chordata; Actinopteri; Siluriformes; Siluridae. Gene Ontology annotation, cellular component: BRCA1-A complex; BRISC complex. Bases 140 to 1300 code for a protein of 386 amino acids. The transcript has 12 exons.
CAGGCAUUAGCACGGACAGCAUCACGAAGGACCCCAAAACAACAACCCGGAAGUGGUGAAUGUUUUCAGCUAAGCGGCUAGCUACCUCUGUAAAUGAAGUAGUGGUGUUUAUUUAUGAUACAGAGCCUUCACUGGAAACAUGAACAGCCUUUCUCCAGAGCUGGCCCUGAGCCGGAUGUCUCCCGAGCUGAGGCCGUUACUUUGCACUGUUGUACGCAACGGCCGUGUCGGUUUAGAUUCCACCAACUGCCUGCGGAUCACCGACCUUAAAUCUGGUUGCACAUCUCUGACUCCAGGGCCAUGCUGUGACAGAUUUAAACUGCACAUCCCAUAUGCUGGAGAGACUCUGAAAUGGGACAUCAUCUUUAACGCCCGAGACCCCGAGCUGCCUCCCGACUUUAUUUUCGGAGAGGAUGCCGAGUUCUUGCCGGAGCCUUCCGAGUUACCGCACCUGGUGGCCUGGGAUGCUGACGACCCCGAGUGCCUGCUGCAGCUGGUGAAGGAGCUCCUGCAGCAGUACCACCAGUACCAGUGCCAGAGGCUAAAAGACAGCUCACGUCUGCUCUUCGAGUACGACAGCCUGCUCGAGGACCCCAACUAUGGCCGCAGCAUGGAGAUCUACGCUGGACGCAAGAACAGCUGGACAGGCGAGUUCUCUGCUCGCUUUCUGCUCAAACUCCCAGUGGACUUCAGCAACAUACCCAUCUAUCUCCUCAAGGACACGGCACUGGACCCUGGAGAAGACGUAGCUCUGUUGUCUGUUAGUUUCGAAGAUGCCGAGGCGACUCAGGUCUUCCCCAAACUCUUCUUAUCUCCCAGCAUAGAGCACGCUCUUGGAGGACCCUCAGCCCUGCAUAUUCCAGCCUUUCCAAGUGGAGGCUGCCUCAUCGACUAUGUGCCUCAAGUGUGCCAGUUACUGACAAAUAAGGUACAGUAUGUAAUCCAGGGCUAUCACAGGAGGAGGGAAUACAUCGCUGCUUUUCUCAGUCAUUUUGGAAUGGGGGUCGUCGAGUACGAUGCUGUAGGCUUCACCAAGCUCACACUUCUACUCAUGUGGAAAGACUUCUGCUUCCUAGUGCACGUGGACCUGCCGCUGUAUUUCCCACGAGACCAGCCCACUCUGACCUUUCAGUCUGUGUACCACUUCAGCAGCAGCGGGCAGCUCUACUCGCAGGUGCAGAAGUCGUAUCCGUAUAGUCCACGCUGGGACGGCAACGAGAUGGCCAAGAGAGCGAAGGCGUACUUCAAGAGCUUCAUCCCUCAGUUUCAGGAGGGAGCGUUUGCCAACGGAAAGCUUUAAACGUAGAGAAACAGCGAGGUGGGAAUCGGUCCUGAAGAGAAACUCGAGACGAAAUAUCUGAGCCGAAGAGACGGCCUUGAAAAUCGGAUAACACAACAAACCGCCUGUCCUUCGUGUCUGCGAAACUUUACCCAGAAACACAUUCAAACAAGAUGCCACCAUGUAACAGCCUCUGAAAAAAUAUUUACUGUUCUGCACUGAAGAACAUCUAAACGGAACUGUUUAACUGUUUAACUCUUUAAAAAAGUGUCAACAAUGUCCUGUGUGUCCCAAUAAUGUCUUGUUUUAUCCGUUUUUCCACUUUUUAUUUUUCUCCCGCGUUUUCUUGUGACGUGAGAAGGAAAGCCAGAAUAAAUUUGUUUCUUUCUUUCUUGA